Messenger RNA from Dendrobium catenatum, 899 nucleotides. RefSeq lists its product as uncharacterized. The transcript is spliced from 3 exons. NCBI's taxonomy places the organism in Eukaryota, Viridiplantae, Streptophyta, Magnoliopsida, Asparagales, Orchidaceae. The record is from RefSeq and is a predicted model, not a curated record. The coding region runs from base 73 to 744 and encodes 223 amino acids.
UUGGGCCUAGAGAAGGUAAGAGAUUUUGCACUCUUAGUAUCUCCUCCAUCCAUUGCUCCUCUUCUCAUCUCCAUGAGAAUCCGUAGAAGGCCAGGCUUCCUCCUCUCUCCUCCUCCUCCCAUGCAAAGCCCGGAUCUGUUAACUGAAACUCAUGAGCUCAAAAGCAACCAUUCAUGGUGUUCCGAACCAGCUGAUCAGCAAGAUUUAAAUAAGAAAGCUUCAGAAAGCCGGUUAUUGCACUCAGUUGAAGAUCUGCAACUGGAAGCCAGCAAAGCUUUUCCUUUCUUCAAUCCGGAUCAGUCCGAUCAAAACUCCCUCUUCUCAUUUCUCGAUUCAAAAAGAGAUCUGAAGGAAUCUCAUUCUCAGAAUCCGUCGGUUAAUACCACCAAAAGCUCAGGUGCACCGCCGUCGCCGGCGAAUAAGAGGAAAAAACCAGCUAUUCUAAUGGAGGGUUCGAGGUGCAGCCGAGUUAACGGUAGAGGCUGGCGUUGUAGCCAACCAACGCUUGUUGGCUACUCUCUCUGCGAGCACCAUUUAGGCAAAGGUAGGCUGAGGAGUAUGAGCUCAGUGAAAGAAGCCAAGCUUGAAAAUAGCUCUCCGGACAUAGUGUCAACGACAAAGUCGAAGAAGAAGAUUGGAGUGGUUAAAGCCAGGUCUCUUAGUAGUCUUCUUGGUGAUAACAUAGCCGGAGACAUGCCAUUGUCGACGCAGCUCCGGCGAAGUACCGAGAGAGAAGAAUGUUGAAUCUGCACUGAUGAUUUGGUACAAGCCUGUUCAUUUAAUUCAAAGGAUCAUGCAUGCUUCAUUACUUCCUAUGAGCAGGUGCAUGAUUGCCUUACUUUGAUCUAUAUCUGUAUGAACAAAGAAUUUUAAUGCAUUUGUUUAUUGAAAUUUUAUCA